Molecule: messenger RNA, 1222 nt
Organism: Rhododendron vialii
Lineage: Eukaryota; Viridiplantae; Streptophyta; Magnoliopsida; Ericales; Ericaceae
Product: protein RER1A-like
Exons: 4
Coding region: 359-943 (194 amino acids)
Biological process (GO): retrograde vesicle-mediated transport, Golgi to endoplasmic reticulum; protein retention in ER lumen
Cellular component (GO): Golgi membrane
Source: RefSeq, a predicted model, not a curated record
UAUUUAUGCCUACGAACGUAUGCAUAUGCAUUCGCCUUGGAGAAUUAGGGUUUCUGAUUUAGGACCCGCGCAUUUUCGAUUUGCUUCUCAACUUCGCAUAUUCUAGGUUUUCCCUUUCUCUCUGUAUUGGUUUGCUGCGUAGUUUAGGGUUUCCUUCAGUACAGGGAAUUCGUAUCCCCUGUAAAUAUUGGCAACGAGAAGAAAGUUGGGAAGCCUAAGCCAGAUACCUGGCUUUGGGGAUUUUUUUUCUUCAAAGUUGACUUGUUUGUUCGACUCAGUUCUUCCACUGCAUUUCCCCCCAGCUACGCACUCGGGAAUAACUAGAGCCAUAUGCAAAGGAAUCCGAAGAUAAUUCUCGAUGGAGGGCAAUGGAGGUGAUGGUGCCUCGGCAGCUGCACCUCUAAAUCAAUGGAGGCAUGACGCGUGGAAAAUUUUCCAGUUUUAUUUGGACAAAAGUACUCCCCAUGCUGUUUACAGAUGGAUUGGAACUUUCGUUUUGGCAUGCCUGUAUGCUCUGCGGGUUUUCUAUCUUCAGGGGUUCUACAUUAUUUCCUAUGGUGUGGGUAUCUAUGUAUUGAAUUUGUUGAUUGGGUUCUUGUCACCUCUCGUUGAUCCUGAGCUGGAACCUUCUGAUGGGCCAUCUCUACCAACAAAAGGUUCGGAUGAGUUCAAGCCAUUCAUUCGCCGCCUGCCUGAGUUCAAGUUCUGGUACGCUAUCACAAAGGCUUUUUGCAUAGCAUUUGUCCUCACCUUCUUUUCCAUGUUUGAUGUCCCCGUGUUCUGGCCUAUAUUACUGUUUUACUGGGUCGUUCUAUUUUUCCUCACGAUGAGGCGCCAAAUUGCGCACAUGAUCAAGUACAAAUAUCUCCCAUUCAAUAUUGGCAAGCAGAAAUAUAGUGGCAAGAAACCUGCAGCUAGUAGCAGUGGCUUCCGCGGGGACUAAGGCUUUUGCUGGUUGUAUAACUUGACCUACUGGAAUUGUAUCCAAGGACCAGAUUAUGGAAGAGAAAAAAGAAAGCAAAUAGUUUGGACUUUGGAAUAUUCAUUGCUACAGAUAUUAUGUUGUAAUAUUGGUGCCAUUUCAUUUGAUUAUGCUGCAUUCAUCCAUGUUGCAGAAGUGAAACUUGUACACACCCUACGAGGACCCAGUUCUGUUUUCAUUAAUCUGUUUCACCCUAGUAAAUACUACUUUCGUUUCUAUGCAAUUUCCAUGUACUGACAA